This is a messenger RNA of Cyphomyrmex costatus, 736 nucleotides long. Its product is annotated as ATP synthase subunit d, mitochondrial. NCBI's taxonomy places the organism in Eukaryota, Metazoa, Arthropoda, Insecta, Hymenoptera, Formicidae. Gene Ontology annotation, biological process: proton motive force-driven ATP synthesis. The transcript has 3 exons. The coding region runs from base 80 to 589 and encodes 169 amino acids. Gene Ontology annotation, molecular function: proton transmembrane transporter activity. The record is from RefSeq and is a predicted model, not a curated record.
AGCAGUACUGAGCAGUACGCAACUGUCUCGAUCAGGUGGUGAGACACGUCGUCACACGUCGUCGAGACACGCGGACGAGAUGUCACGCAGGGCGAUCAAGGCGAUCAAUUGGUCGGCACUUGCCGAAAAAAUUCCAGAAACGGAAAAAACUGCAUUCGCCUCUUUCAAAGCUAAAUCUGAUCAGUACUUGCGACGAAUGAACGCGAAUCCAGAAGCUCCUCCAAAAAUCGAUUGGACGUAUUAUAAGAAGAAUAUUCCGAUAUCUGGAUUAGUUGAUAAAUUUCAAAAGGAAUACGAAUCUGUCAAAGUACCAUAUCCAGUGGAUAAAUAUACCUCUGAGAUUGAAACGGAAGAAAAGGAAAUGCAUGUCAAAAUCGAGGAAUUUAUUGCCGAGUCGAAUCAACGCAUCACUACUGCCAACAAGGAAAUCGAUAGAGUGAAAAAUUUAUUGCCAUUCUCUGAAAUGACGAUGGAAGAUUUUCGUGACGCUUAUCCGGAAUUAGCUUUCAAUCCUGAUAAACCUACAGUUUGGCCGCAUAUACCUGAAGUACAGCCAGAGAAUGACCCAGGACCACCUGCAGAGCAUUAAUACUUUGUAAUGCGUUCAAAUGUGAAGCGUAGUCAUAUUCUUUUUAGCAUAUGAUUUUGGACUGCGUACAAAGUCGGAAAAAAAUUAUCCUUUAUUUGGGGUUACUCUGUCAUAUGUAUUCAAAAAUAUAUAAGUUUAACUGCAUAA